GUGACCUUUGACGUCAAUUUGGUUUAGCGUCUCUUAUCAGAUAACGUAACAAACUGAACCUCUAACAAAAUUUACAUUAUCUGUCAUUUGUUUUUCUACUAUAAAACUAGUUUCCGUGUGGAUAAUCAACCAACAGAACUAAUUAUACUCGUAGCGUUAGAGACAAUUUCCAAUGUGUGUCCCUCAUUACUUAAUUGUCGGUGGUGGUUUGUCUGGUUUGCUUACUUCUUACUUCAUCUCAUUAAUCCGACCACUGGGGAGUUACCGCAUAACAAUUUUGGAGAGCAGCAAUAGGUGGGGCGGUUGGAUUCAAUCAGUUAAAAAUCCAAACACUGGAUCAAUUUAUGAAAUCGGUCCACACAGCGCUCGUGCAAGUUCUCCUACAUCAGAUCUUUUGAUAAGAAUAGUAAAAAGUUUCGGUAUCGAAAAUUCACUUGUAUGGAUGAGGAAAAAUACAGAUGGGGCGGAGCGACUCUUGUAUAUAAAUGACCAAUUGUUGCCACUUUCUGCGUUCACUUUCUCUACUUUGAAACCAUUCACCAGGUCUAACUGCAGUUUGUUCAUCAGACGGUUGUUUUCUCGACGCCCACCAUACCAGUCAGAUUGGACUGUUGAUGAAUUCCUUCGUUCUCGUUUUGAUUCCGAGUUCGCUGAUUACUUUGGUAGUGCUUUUAUGAGAGGUAUUUUCGCUGGAGAUUCACGAAAUCUUAGUGCUCGUGCUUGUUUGCCCGCGAUGGUAAAGUCGGAAGAAUAUGGACCGAAUCUUAUUCUUGGACUUUUACUUUCAAAGAUAAACAAAUCUGUUGAUCGUAUCGUUAUACCAGAUAUUAUUGAUGAAAAACUCCCUCAACUGGGUAGCUUGAUUCCAUCUGGUGCGAUUGCCUGGACUUUGUCAGGUGGAUUACAAACACUUAUUGACACCAUUGUAAAUCAUUUAAGUAAGAAUCAUCCGCAAAUCAAUUUGCAGUUAAACUCCUCCGUUGAAAAAUUGAGAUCUCUAGGCAGCUGCUUUGAGUAUACCUACAAGCACAUCGAUUGUAACAGAAAAGAAACAAAUACGGCUGAUAAAAUCUUUUUUUGCUGCCCAUCCUUCAUUACAGCGGAAAUUUUGGAGGAUGUAUUAACCACUGAAACUUUAAGCUAUCUAAAACCCGACUGUAUUCCAUGGGAAAGUAUUAUCAGUGCUGUUCUAGAAAUAGACGGUUCCUUUACCCCCUUGGUACGCGGGUUUGGGCACUUAGUACCGCGUACGGAAGAUAAGCAUAUUUUAGGUGUAAUAUACGACUCCUUUGCGUUCCCGAAAUUGGAUGGAUCUAAUAAGAAUUUACGAUAUACGAUUAUGAUGAAACCAUUUUCCGAGUGGCUGGAAGCCUCCACAAAGUCAGAUUCCUUAGAAUAUCUGAAAAAUGAUAUUGAAGAGGUUGCAAAAACGGUCCUUAUAAAGCAUCUUAAAAUACCGGAUCCGGUCAUUGUUGGUCGUAAUAUUAGUAUUCUCCGUAACUGCAUUCCUCAGUAUCCUCCAGGUCAUCUAACUAAUGUAGCUAAUUUGCGCGACGGCAUUCGGCGAACUUCAAAUGGCCAUAGUUCUUGCCUAAGAAAUAUAUAUCUUGUUGGUAAUUCGUAUGACGGUGUUGGGUUGAACAAUGCUGUCUACAGCGCUGCAUGUGCAGUCGCUGAAGAGUUCAGUUUGUCCUCAUGAAAAUGGUUUUUUAAAACUAUUUAUUGCUCAUAAACUUUCAUUUUAAUAUCUAGUACCGUAUUCAUUAAUAGCACUACAAUAUCAAUCCGUCUGUUGGAAGAUUAUGAAUGUAAAAUAAACCGAAUACAUAAAAAAGUAGUAAUGUUUCCGGUUAUUUGAUAAAAUUACUGCAUUUCCAUAUUUUUCUUCUACACAUAACAUCAUCUCGC
Messenger RNA from Schistosoma turkestanicum, 1908 nucleotides. The record is from the annotation of a GenBank genome assembly. Lineage: Eukaryota; Metazoa; Platyhelminthes; Trematoda; Strigeidida; Schistosomatidae.